CGCGGGCCGCCGGUUCCUGACCACCUUCCCUGGUUUUUGAUGCUGAAUCAGGAUUGUGUUAACUAAAGAUGGAAACACUGGAGUCAGAAUUGACCUGCCCAAUCUGUCUGGAGUUAUUUGAGGACCCCCUCCUGCUGCCCUGUGCCCACAGCCUGUGUUUCAGCUGUGCCCACCGCAUCCUGGUGUCCAGCUGCUCCUCCGGCGAGUCCAUCGAGCCCAUCGCCGCCUUCCAGUGCCCCACGUGCCGCUAUGUCAUCUCCCUCAACCACCGGGGCCUGGAGGGCCUCAAGAGGAAUGUGACCCUGCAGAACAUCAUCGACCGCUUCCAGAAGGCGUCGCUGAGCGGCCCCAACUCCCCGAGCGAGAGCCGCCGCGAGAGGACCUUCCGCGGCAGCCCUACCAUGUCCGUGGCCGGCGAGAGGAUCGCCUGCCAGUUCUGCGAGCAGGACCCGCCCCGCGACGCCGUCAAGACCUGCAUCACCUGCGAGGUGUCCUACUGCGACCGCUGCCUGCGGGCCACCCACCCCAACAAGAAACCCUUCACCAGCCACCGGCUGGUGGAGCCCGUGCCCGACGCGCACCUGCGCGGGCUGACGUGCCUGGAGCACGAGAACGAGAAGGUGAACAUGUACUGUGUGGCUGACGACCAGCUCAUCUGUGCCUUAUGUAAACUGGUGGGCCGCCACCGGGACCACCAAGUGGCGUCGCUCAGCGAUCGCUUCGAGAAGCUGAAGGUAAGGACGGGGGAGCCCCGCGGAGCUCCUGGGGGGGCUGUGACGCUGUGACGUGAACCUGCCUGGGUGAUGUCUGACCUAGAUCAAGUUUGAAAUCCCUCUCCGUGCCCCCUGCAUUCUGAAUGAGCCUGUAAAAGCACUUUGCACUCCCUUGUUUUGUUUGAAGUGAAAAAGCCUCCAGCGGGUCCGGUCCGAGGUGACGCUGCUGAGGCCGCGGCUGAGGCUGCAGCCCUGUUCCCAUCAGAACCCUGCUCACGCCCUCCUCAGCUGCUGCUUCCUCUGCCCUUUCUCCCUUCAUCCCCAGGCUCAUUCUGCCCCAAAAGUGCUUUUCUUGGAUCUUUGACCUGUUCAUGUUCAGAACAAAACCACUCUCUCCACUCUCAUGUAUUUUGAGGGCAGAAGGAAUACUUCAUUGCUCCAACAAAAAUGCGGAACACUUGGGGUGGUUUUUUUUUUUGGGCAGACCAGAUUAUUUUUUCCCUCCUUGAUUUGAAACAAACUGGUGCCUGGAGAGAAAUCUUCCUAGAUGUCCAGUUUCCUGGGCUGGGCUCCCUGCCUCCGAGCUGUCCUGAGCCCGAGUGAGGUG
Parus major (Great Tit) is the source of this 1320-nucleotide messenger RNA. RefSeq names its product probable E3 ubiquitin-protein ligase MID2. Bases 69 to 785 code for a protein of 238 amino acids. The transcript has 2 exons. NCBI's taxonomy places the organism in Eukaryota, Metazoa, Chordata, Aves, Passeriformes, Paridae. Gene Ontology annotation, molecular function: zinc ion binding. The record is from RefSeq and is a predicted model, not a curated record.